This is a messenger RNA of Cherax quadricarinatus, 3558 nucleotides long. RefSeq names its product glutamine--fructose-6-phosphate aminotransferase [isomerizing] 2. Gene Ontology annotation, biological process: carbohydrate derivative biosynthetic process; fructose 6-phosphate metabolic process; protein N-linked glycosylation. Lineage: Eukaryota; Metazoa; Arthropoda; Malacostraca; Decapoda; Parastacidae. The record is from RefSeq and is a predicted model, not a curated record. Gene Ontology annotation, molecular function: carbohydrate derivative binding; L-glutamine:D-fructose-6-phosphate transaminase (isomerizing) activity.
UUCCAUUGCUCUGUGGAGCCUCAAGAGUCUGGCGUUUAUAUUUGUUUCGUCUGCUGUCACACAGUGUUGUUGUGGAUGCUCUAGGGUGGAGGAGCCUGGUGUAUUUAUGAUCCUUUAUACUAAGAAAAAGUAGACGUACGCCUCGAGAAGAUGUGUGGAAUCUUCGCCUACCUGAACUUCCUGUCACCCAAGUCUCGGGAGGAGAUCAUCGAACUGCUCAUCAGGGGGCUGGAGAGACUCGAGUACCGGGGCUAUGACUCCGCAGGCAUUGGCAUUGACUCUGUGACAAAUGGUGUGACGUUGGUGAAGCAGUCUGGCAAGGUCAAGUGCCUAAGAGACAAGAUUGAAGCACAGAAGGAUGCUCUUGGCUUCGAGAGGGAAUUGAAUAUCCAUGUUGGUAUUGCUCAUACUCGUUGGGCAACUCAUGGUGUCCCAUCAGAUAUCAACUCCCAUCCACAGAGGUCCGAUAACGACAAUGAGUUUGUUGUCGUCCACAAUGGCAUCAUCACCAACUACAAGUUUGUGAAGCAGUUCCUUGUGCAAAAGGGGCAUAAGUUUGAGUCUGACACAGACACAGAGGUCAUCGCCAAGCUGAUCAAACACCUCCAUGUCCUCCACCCUUCAUACUCCUUUAGGGAGUUGGUCGAGCAGGUUAUUCAGCAGCUGGAGGGAGCCUUUGCUCUGGCGUUCAAGAGCAAGCACUUCCCAGGUGAAAUUGUGGCUACAAGACGAGGCUCCCCUCUUGUAGUGGGCAUUAAGACCAAGGAAAAGUUGGCCAGUGACCAUAUCCCUGUUCUCUACAGCAAGGAUGGGUGCGAGUUUGGAGGACGGACACUGGGUUCAAGAGAUAGAGAUCACCGUACUCACGUGUAUGAGCUUCCCCAUGGUCUUGCACGCACUGAAUCCACCGCAGAGUUCCUCCCUCUUGGAGAUGACAAGGAAGUGGAGUACUUCUUUGCUUCAGAUGCUUCUGCUAUCAUUGAACACACAAAUAGAGUUAUCUAUCUUUUGGAUGAUGAUGUUGCUAGCGUUGAUUCUGAAGGUAUUCUGAAGAUACACCGCCUCAAACGCUGUCUGGAAGACUCUCAUGCCCGUGAGAUUACAACCCUCAAGAUGGAAAUCCAACAGAUCAUGAAGGGCAACUUCUCAUCAUUCAUGCAAAAGGAAAUCUUCGAACAGCCUGAAUCUGUGGUCAAUACCAUGAGAGGCCGUAUCAACUUUGAUAGUGAGACAGUGGUGUUAGGUGGCAUUAAGGAACACUUGAGUGAAAUUCGCCGCUGCCGCCGACUUUUGCUGAUUGCUUGCGGAACAUCUUACCACUCCACCAUUGCUACUCGUCAAUUACUAGAAGAGCUAACUGAGCUUCCUGUCAUGGUGGACUUGGCUUCAGAUUUCUUGGACCGUAACACCCCUAUCUUCAGAGAUGAUGUUUGCUUUUUUGUUUCUCAGUCUGGAGAAACUGCAGAUACUCUGUUAGCUCUUAGGUAUUGUAAGCAACGUGGAGCCCUUAUUGUAGGGAUCACAAACACUGUUGGUUCUUCUAUCUGCCGGGAGUCUCACUGUGGUGUCCACAUUAAUGCAGGUCCAGAAAUUGGUGUUGCUUCAACAAAGGCAUACACUAGCCAAAUGAUCUCUCUAGUUAUGUUUGCCCUAAUGAUUUCCGAAGACCGCAUCUCUGCCCAGCCUCGCCGAUCAGAGAUUAUCCAGGGUCUUCGCAAACUGCCAGAACAGAUUAAAGAGGUACUGACUUUGGAUUCCAAGAUCCAAGAGAUUAGCAAGGAGGUAUUUGAGAAAAAAUCGUUGCUAGUGCUUGGUCGUGGCUACAACUAUGCUACUUGCCUCGAAGGCGCACUGAAAAUCAAGGAAAUCACAUACAUGCAUAGUGAAGGAAUCAUGGCUGGUGAGCUGAAGCAUGGACCCCUUGCUCUUGUUGACAAAGGCAUGCCUAUUGUUAUGAUCUGCACACGAGACAAUGUCUUUUUGAAAUGCAUGAAUGCUCUACAGCAAGUAACUGCAAGAGAAGGACGGCCGCUCCUCAUCUGUAAUAAGGGCGACGUAGAGCCUCAGAAGUUUGCUUCUAACACGCUAGAGGUUCCCAGAACUGUGGACUGCCUCCAAGGUCUCCUCACAGUCAUUCCUUUACAACUACUGUCAUACCACAUUGCUGUUCUUAGGGGCUGUAAUGUUGAUUGCCCAAGAAACUUGGCAAAGUCUGUCACUGUUGAAUAGGUGUCACUCUUGUCAGUGUCCUGUGUUCGUCCUAGACACACACUACAGUUUAAUAACAUAUUACUUUUGUCUAUAUAAAUCAAUAUUUUGGAAGUUGCUGAUACAUAAUUUACUGGAAAUUGGAUUUCAGUUCAUUAGACUCAUUGAAUAGAAAUUGCCAUAUUUGAAUAACUAAAAACUGAUAGAUACAAGUAUGUUAAAGAAAAAAACUGUAGAUGGGUCUGGUUGAUAUGCAGUUAAUGUCUGUGAUUGCUUUCCUUAUCUUUUAUUUUUUCUUAAACUGUCUUGGUUGACUUCUGCUAGCUCUCUCUUAUGUCUUUUUUUUUUUAACUUUUGUCUCACUAUUCAUAUUUUAAAAAAGUAGUCAUGAUUUUCUAAAAUUCUUCCAAUGUUGUAAUAGUAUGUAAGCCAUCCUCUGUGGUAUUAUGGUAACAUUUAAUAUGUACCCAUAAUAUUAUUUGCUUAUCAAUCUCAUCUGAAUCCAAUAUACCAUUAUUAUUUUGCUUCAAAGUAACUCAUGUAGUUUGUCUUAUCCUAAAUUGUCUGAUCAUAAUUGUAUUCUUGAUUGAAAAGAUAACUCACAUAAUUUGAAAAGAUAACACACAUAAUUAGAAGGGUAUUCUUGGUUAAGAAGAUAACUCAUCAGUUUCUUAUCUUGCUAUUCUAAUUUAUAUCUAAGUGAAGGGUUUUCUUGGUUAACAAAACACAUAAGCCUGCCUAGACAACCUAAAAUGUUGUAUCCUGUUGGGCAAAAUUUGUAUAUAUACAAAGGAUCAAAAUUGUGCUCACAUAAUUUAUGUAAAUGUGUAUUUAUUUUUAAAAAUUUGUUAUAAAGUUUCACCUAAGUUUUACAAAUUGUUGCAGCUAAUGAGGUGGUUUAUCAAAUACAUCUGCCAUACUUCAACUUAUUGACAAUGUAUAAAAUAUGUGGCACUUUUAAAUAGCAUAUUUUAUUCAGUAUUUCAAAUUUUAUGAACAUGGUAAUUUUGGACAAUAAAUGAGAUUGCUUAGGAAUACCUUUUUAAGGCAUUUUAAUUUUUUAAAUUGCCUUUCACCUUGUUUUUACCAUACAUUUUAUAGUUUAUUUGUAAAUUGUACAGCUUGUACAAAAUAUAAAAACUACCACAUAAACAACACUGAAAACAUUCCUGAUUGUGAUAUGAAAGAACUAAAUACUACAUAAUGAGUGAUAUGAAACAUUUAGAUUAAAUUUCUUUCUUAUCAUGGGUGCUGUUGUAUCAUUUCUCUGUAUAUAAAAAUUUUUUUUAUGAGCCUUUGCUCAGACUUCAUUGUAUAGGGGACUGGAAAUAAAACCUACAUUCUCAGAAA